This is a messenger RNA of Monopterus albus (swamp eel), 3009 nucleotides long. It is a transcript of the gene hadhab, whose product is annotated as hydroxyacyl-CoA dehydrogenase trifunctional multienzyme complex subunit alpha b. Gene Ontology annotation, biological process: fatty acid beta-oxidation. The record is from RefSeq and is a predicted model, not a curated record. Gene Ontology annotation, molecular function: long-chain (3S)-3-hydroxyacyl-CoA dehydrogenase (NAD+) activity; NAD+ binding; enoyl-CoA hydratase activity. Gene Ontology annotation, cellular component: mitochondrial fatty acid beta-oxidation multienzyme complex; mitochondrion. Bases 60 to 2351 code for a protein of 763 amino acids. The transcript is spliced from 20 exons. Lineage: Eukaryota; Metazoa; Chordata; Actinopteri; Synbranchiformes; Synbranchidae.
CGCGUCAGAGGCUAGCUAGCUCCACUUUGCACUACUGCUAAGUGACCUCCGCUCCUAACAUGGCUGGUGUUCGAGCCUUUGGUGUUCUUUCCAGGUUGACAUCUAGGAGAUAUGCUCUUUUCAGAGGCAGCAAUUGUCGCACCUUCUCAGUAGCUCCUGUCAUGCUAGCCCGUACACAUGUGAACUAUGAAGUCAAGGGUGAUGUUGCAGUUAUACGGAUCAACGACCCAAACUCCAAGGUUAACACAUUGUCAGUGCAAAUGCAAAAGGAGAUGACUGAAGCAAUGAAUGAAGUGUGGGACAACAAUGCUAUUCAGAGUGCUGUCCUCAUCUCCUCAAAGCCAGGAUGUUUCAUUGCAGGGGCUGAUAUCAAUAUGAUCCAGUCCUGCAAGACUGCAGAAGAGAUCACCAGACUUUCUCAGGAAGGGCAGAUGAUGUUUGAUAAGGUUGAAAAAUCUCCUAAGCCCAUUGUUGCUGCCAUCAAUGGCUCUUGCUUAGGAGGAGGCUUAGAGUUUGCCAUUUCCUGCCAGUAUAGAAUUGCAACAAAGAGCAAGAAAACAGUUCUUGGUACUCCAGAAGUAAUGCUGGGUCUUUUACCUGGAGCUGGUGGUACUCAGAGACUCCCCAAGAUGAUUGGUCUGCCCAGUGCUUUUGACAUGAUGCUAACAGGAAGAAAUAUCAGAGCAGAUAAAGCCAAAAAGAUGGGGCUUGUUGACCAACUUGUAGAUCCUUUAGGACCUGGACUGAAGAGUCCAGAGGAAAGAACAAUAGACUACCUCGAGGAAAUUGCCAUUGAAUGUGCCAGAGGAAUUGUUAACAAGAAGAUCCCUCUUCACAAAGAGAAAGGCAUGAUGCAGAAAAUUCAAGACUAUGUUAUGAGCUUUCAGAUUGUACGGAAUCAAAUUUAUAAAACAGUCUAUGGUAAGGUUAUGAAGCAGAGCAAGGGACUUUAUCCAGCCCCCCUGAAAAUUAUUGAAUGUGUGAAGACUGGACUAGAACAAGGUCCUGUAGCUGGAUACUUAGCUGAGGUUCAGAAUUUUGGUUAUUUGGGAAAAACUCCAGAAUCAGCAGCCCUGAUUGGUCUUUAUCAUGGUCAAGUUGCAUGCAAAAAGAACCACUUUGGAACUCCUCAAAGAGAAGUGAAGACUCUUGCUAUCUUGGGAGCAGGUCUGAUGGGAGCAGGUAUUGCCCAGGUGUCUGUAGACAAAGGUGUGCACACAAUACUGAAGGACACAACAGUGGAUGGACUGGCCAGGGGAGAAGAGCAGGUUUACAAAGGGCUCAAUGACAAGACCAAAAAGAAGAGCAUCACGUCAUUUGAGAGAGACUCCAUACUGUCCAACUUGACCAGCCAGGUGGAUUACAGGGGCUUUGAAAAGGCCGACAUGGUUAUUGAAGCUGUCUUUGAAGAUAUUAACAUCAAGCAUGCAGUCCUGAAGGAGGUGGAGGCUGUGGUCCCCCCCCACUGCAUAUUUGCCAGCAACACAUCUGCUCUGCCCAUCAAGGAUAUUGCUGCUGGCAGUAAGAGACCAGACAAGGUGAUUGGAAUGCACUACUUCUCUCCAGUUGACAAGAUGCAGCUCCUUGAGAUUAUAACCACUGAUCAAACGUCAAAGGACACUACAGCCUCUGCUGUGGCAGUCGGCCUGAAGCAGGGCAAAAUCAUCAUAGUUGUUAGGGAUGGACCUGGAUUCUAUACAACUAGGUGUUUGGGCCCCAUGGUGGCUGAAGCAGUGCGACUACUUCAGGAAGGGACUGACCCCAAGAAAUUAGAUGCACUCACCACAAGCUUCGGGUUCCCUGUGGGUACAGCCACAUUGGCUGAUGAGGUUGGCAUUGACGUUGCUGCCCAUGUGGCAGAGGACCUCGGCAAAGCUUUUGGCUCUCGCUUUGGCGGUGGAAAUGUGGAGGUACUGAAGACCAUGGUGGAUAAGGGAUUUAAAGGCCGCAAAUCAGGAAAGGGUUGCUACAUCUACCAGAGAGGACUCAAACGCAAAGAUGUCAACCCAGAGCUUGGUGACAUCCUUGGGAAAUACAAGAUGACACCAAAUCCUGCUGUUUCAUCAGACUCAGAUGUGCAGUACAGACUUGUGUCUCGAUUUGUCAACGAGGCCGUGCUGUGUUUGCAAGAGGGCAUUUUGAACAGCCCUGUGGAAGGAGACAUCGGGGCUGUGUUUGGCCUGGGAUUUCCCCCGUUCCUUGGAGGACCUUUCCGUUUUGUGGACAUCUUUGGCGCUGACAAACUAGUGGCAAAGAUGAGGACAUACGAAGCUGUCUAUGGGAAUCAGUUCACACCCUGCCAACUCCUACUGGAUCAUGCAAAAGAUUCUAGCAAGAAAUUUUACAAGUGACCAGCUCUCCAUGUGUGCUAGAAGAUUGCAAUGAAGCUCCCAUCUGCCUCUAGACUGUGCUGAACAUUUACAUGAGGGGAGGCAAACAUACUGAAAAUAAGCUUAGUUGCCAGUUCAUUAGGUACAACUGACUAAACCUAAUGUGGUCUAAAGCAAAAGCCCUGAGAGAAAUUAUACCUCCAUGAAGGUAAUAAUGUUGAGUGGCUGUAUUGUCCUAUAUAUAGGCGUUUUUGUUAUUUUGCCAAAUAAAAAUGAGGUGCAGAUAAGCCUGGAAAAUGAUCAUACAGUUGACUCAAGCUCCACUCUAAAGUGGUUUGGGCUAGGUGUACCUAAUAAACUGGCAGAUUGGUGUAUUUUCUGUUUGCUCCUACUUCAUGUCAUACUGGCAACUGAGUGUAAAUUUCAGCAGUAAUAGACCCCUCUUCUUUUUUUUUUUACAUUAAUAUUGAUUUACCUGAUGGCAUAUAGACUGAGGAUCCUAUGAGGGCUAACUACUCACACAUAAUGAGGCAGUCCAGACAAAAGAUUAAAUCAUUUCCAACUGGCAAAUUCUUUGUUCAUGUUGGAUGAAUGUUUAGCUGUAUGGUUCAUGCAAAUGUAAUUAAUGUCUGAACAGUUAUGUAAAUGUCAAGCGUUAAUAAAAUUGUUUGUUACUGAA